Molecule: messenger RNA, 1344 nt
Organism: Mytilus trossulus (common blue mussel)
Lineage: Eukaryota; Metazoa; Mollusca; Bivalvia; Mytilida; Mytilidae
Product: angiopoietin-2-like
Exons: 12
Coding region: 1-1344 (447 amino acids)
Source: RefSeq, a predicted model, not a curated record
AUGGGAUCCGUUUCAAAACUAGUGUAUAUUUUAUGCAUUAUAUACUUCCAAAAGGAAACAAAUGGUUUAACCUGUUUUAGUUGUUUGGGUAUUACACAUCCACGAUUUUGCAAACAUGUAGAUAACUGUCACAGUGGAGAGAUGUGUGGCUUAGAAAAGGUGGUGUAUCCAUCUGGAGAAACAACCUUUAAUGUCGGAUGUUUUCAAUCAAAGACUUGCUAUGAUAACAGUACUCAAUCUACAGUACAUGAAACCUGUCGACAUUGUUGCUCAACAAACAUGUGCAAUGAUAAUGGUUGCGGAGAGAGAGGAUUAACACUGUCGAGAGGACCGAUCUGUUACCAUUGUGAUGGAGCAUUAUCAAUAAAUGAAUGCAAAACAAUAUCAGUUUGUGAACAGAACCAGUUUUGCUAUAUCGAGGAGCUAUUCAGUAUUGGGGAAAGAUUUUACACAACCAAUUGUCAAUACAAAAAUGUGUGUGAUGCUGUGUCCGGUGGUAUGCCCAUAAUAGGCAAAAAACGUAGCUCAAUCAGAAGUCACCUUCGAAGUUCUGCAUGCAGCAGGUGUUGUUCUGAUGAUUUGUGUAAUAUGGAAUGCUGGAAAUCCAACUUAAGUGCAACAACAACUACAAGAACAACAAAAACCACAACAACAACUAAAACUACAGUACAGGCAACUACUUCAACUGAAACAACAAGCAUGGUGACCACAUCACUAAAAGGCGAUCCUCUGGAAUGCUCGGACAUUAAUUUCGUCGAUGAAGGUGUUUACACUAUAUAUCCAAAAGGUGACAGUCGUUCUAAACGUGUGUACUGUAUGAUCCUGAACGGCAAAAAAUGGACGGUUAUUCAAAGACGAUAUGACGGUUCAGUUGACUUUGGAAGAACUUGGAAUGAAUACAAAGAAGGUUUCGGAAUAGUUUAUACAGAGUACUGGCUAGGAAACGAGAACAUACAUUCGAUAACCAAGAAUGGACGUCAUCGCGUGCAUAUUGUUCUCGAGCAAAAAAAUGGUACUAUCAGUUAUGCUGACUAUUCAAUAUUUUAUGUCGGUGAUGAGAGUACUAAAUAUUUGCUUAACGUCACAAACUAUCAUGGUACUGCAGGAGAUUGUCUUGAUAGUGGUCACAUUGACGGCAGAGCAAAUGAAAUGAAAUUUUCAACAACAGGUCAGGAUAAUGAUAUGUCAUCUUCUGACUGUGCUGCACAACGUAAAAGUGGAUGGUGGUACAGUAAUUGUGAACAUUGUGAUCUCAAUGGAAAGUACGGUUCUUAUGGUCCACGCUGGUAUCUUGAUUUACUUGGUUUGGUGAAAAGUUCCAUCAUGAUGAUAACCAAAGUCUGA